Vigna unguiculata (cowpea) is the source of this 1003-nucleotide messenger RNA. RefSeq lists its product as uncharacterized. NCBI's taxonomy places the organism in Eukaryota, Viridiplantae, Streptophyta, Magnoliopsida, Fabales, Fabaceae. The record is from RefSeq and is a predicted model, not a curated record.
ACAACACUUACUAUCCCACCAUUUGUGAUCAAGUCAAUAUCAGAACACAAGGGCAUGGAUCAUUUGAAUCAUCCGAACUCAAAAGUUCAUCAUAAUCACUCACUAUCCCACAACUCAACCAAGAAAAUGAAGACUUCAAUCCAGUUUCUGCUCUGUUUUUCUCUGUUCUGUGUUUUCUUCUCUUCACUUCCUCUGUUCCUUCAAUUCGCGAACCCAUUCCUCAUGCAGUUCUUUACCUACAUGGUUGAAAAAAGCUACAUGUUCCUUCUCUGCAAUGGCCUUCUUGCAUUAAUAGCCAUGAACUCUGCUCUGGUUUCUUCCUCUUCACCACCAACCACUCAUCACAGUACAGAACACCCUGCAGUGGUUGAAGCAGUUGAAGCAGUUGAAGCAGUUGAUCACACAGAGAAAAGUAUUCUCUCAAACUCGAAUGAAUCAGACAUUGCAGUUGCAGCACCAAUUGCAGGUGAGGAAACUGAAUCCCCAGAAGAAGAAGAAAAGGUUUUGUUCAUUGUAGAACAAGAAAAUGUGGUAUCAUCGUCGUCAUCAGAAAUGCAAGAGGAGGAAAAUGCCGUUGCCAUCAUUGAAGAAGACGAGGUUGCAGUGGAUGACAACGAAGAGUUGAACAAAAAAUGUGACGAUUUUAUUAAGAGGAUGAAAGCAACGUUCUCUUCCAAUAACUUGGAGCUGCGAGCUGUGGAAAGUUUCUAUUUUUCGAAUCAGAAUUCGCUGGUCACUGUUGUUAAUUAAACAGUUAAUCUCAGAGUUGGUCCUUUUUUUUGAAUUAAUGACUUUAACUAACAUAAUAGUUUGUCAUAGGUUUCCAAGUUUUUGGUGCUUCUGGCUGCACAUAUUUUUGCUUGUAGCAAUGAUACAUGCCCUCCUCUGCAUGGUUCUGUCAGACUAUGUUGUGUGCUCUGUUUUUUGGACAAAGGUUGUUGUAUGUUCUGUUAUCUGUGUUGUGUUCCAAUGUGUAAUUUCAAAAGGAAACUAUUUUGUUAAA